Molecule: messenger RNA, 486 nt
Organism: Brassica napus (rape)
Lineage: Eukaryota; Viridiplantae; Streptophyta; Magnoliopsida; Brassicales; Brassicaceae
Exons: 1
Coding region: 1-486 (161 amino acids)
Source: RefSeq, a predicted model, not a curated record
AUGAGGUGUGGUUCAAAUGGGGCUGUCCCUAAGCAUGCUUUUACGAUGUGGGUGGCUAAUGACGACAGGCUACCGACAAGGUCUAGGCUGGCUUCAUGGGGUCUUGCGGUCCCUCUCACCUGUCCUUUCUGCUGCGCACUACCUGAGACUAGAGAUCACCUUUUCCUCUCUUGGCAAUACAGCUAUGAUGUAUGGUCUCUUGUCUUCGCCAAAUGCUCUCCCCCGUCGCAGACGUUCGUUGAUUGGGCAGAGCUUUUAUCAUGGAUCAGAUCAGGAGCUUCUAGGAGGAAGAUACUUCUUAGGAAACUUGCCACUCAAGCAGUUAUCUUCCACCUGUGGAAACAGAGGAACAACUUGAUACACAACAAUGCUCCUUUACCCCCUACCAGUGUUUUCAGAGGUAUUGAUAGGGAGAUGAGGAAUAUAAUCUCUGCAAAGAGAUCGAACAAGUUAUUUAACUCUCUUAUGCUUUUGUGGUUACAAUAA